Messenger RNA from Pieris macdunnoughi, 2880 nucleotides. NCBI's taxonomy places the organism in Eukaryota, Metazoa, Arthropoda, Insecta, Lepidoptera, Pieridae. The record is from the annotation of a GenBank genome assembly.
AUGAACAAUAACCGUAAAUACUUACAAUGUACGCCUUCAACACCAAAACGACGUAGACUUGGAAAUAGUAAAAUCGCACGUUUAACUCAGACCCGCGGGAGUGUGAAACAUAAUGUAAAUACUUCUAAACAUAUACAAAUUAGAGAAAACUGUGACUCACCGCCGUUACCAUGCAAUCAAGUAGAGUACCUGUGCGAUUCAGAUAGUCACAGUUCCGUUUGCAGCGAUAUUCCAUGUUCUCCUGGUGUUUUAGAAACUUGCAAUAUACUUGAUAAUAUAGACAACUGGAAGAGUUUUGUAGAUUCUAAAACUUCUAGAGAAGAUAGUCUAUCAAUUAGUAUAGCCGAAGAUGCAUUUAAAGAAAGUUUUCAUUCAAAUAAUCACUACAAUAAUGAUAAACAAAAAACUGAUCAAUUUAAGGAAGAUGUAGAAAACAGCUUUAAUAUUAUUAAUCAAUCUAUAUGUAAUAACGACAAUGCUCAUUUUGAAACUAAGGAUUCUUUUUUAUUAGAUAUAAGGGAGAGUGGAAUUAUUGACAAUAAGUUUCCUACUAAUAAAACAGAACCAAAGAAUAAUCAAUUUAAUAACUUUUAUGGUCUACCUAUAUUAACAAAGGGGCUAUUUAAGUCUUAUCGAAAUAUAGAAAAGUUUUAUGACUGGCAAGAAGAAUGUUUAAAUUUAAAUGCAAUCAAAGAAAGGCAAAAUUUAAUAUAUGCCCUGCCGACAAGUGGAGGCAAGACAUUAGUGGCAGAGGUGCUAAUGCUACAAGAGGUGUUAGUUCGCAAAAAGAAUUCCUUAUUUAUUCUGCCUUUUGUAGCAAUUGUGCAGGAAAAGAUAUGGGCACUAUCUCCAUUUGCAAUACAAUUAGAUUUCUUAGUAGAAGAAUAUGCAGGUGGUAAGGGCCACUUACCUCCUAAGAAAAGAAGAAGAAAAAAUAGCAUAUAUGUAGCAACAAUAGAAAAAGGGCUGGCCUUGAUUAGGAAUCUUAUAGAAUUAGAUAGAUUAGAUGAAAUUGGUUUGAUUGUUGUAGAUGAAUUGCAUUUAAUUGGGGAACCAGGAAGAGGAGGUACUCUGGAAACUCUGCUUUCAACUGUGAUAUUUGCUAAAAAAGGCAUACAGAUAGUUGGCAUGAGUGCUACAAUAGGCAAUCUCCCAGAUUUAGCUGGCUUUCUCCAAGCAGAUGUCUUUCAAAGACAAUUCCGUCCCGUGGAACUGACCGAGUAUGUAAAGCUUGGUGAUAUGUUGCACAAGAUCGUUUGGAGUUCUGGAAAUAUGGAGUUGGUACCAGAUCGGAAAUUAGCUUUUGAUUACACAGAAACUGGGUACAAAAUGGAUCCGGACUUGGUGGGAGGAUUAGUGAGUGAAGUGGUGCCACAAGACAGUUGUCUGGUGUUCUGCCCCACCAAAAGGAACUGUCAGAGUGUCGCAACACUACUCUGUAAUAUGCAGCGCAGUGAUAUGAUGUCCCACCGUGUACAAGAUCGUAUAGCGCUACAAAGCGCGUUACGUACGGAAGGAUCGAGUGCGGACUUAGUUCGUUGCGUACGCGCAGGUAUCGCAUAUCAUCACGCGGGACUAGCUUCUGACGAACGGUGUCUACUGGAACAGGCUUUUCGAUCAGGUGUAAUCUCAGUUCUAUGUUGUACGUCUACGUUGGCAGCGGGCGUGAACCUUCCCGCCCGACGUGUCAUACUACGAGCGCCUCUCGUAGGCCGUGAAUUUAUCUCGCUGUCGUCCUAUCGACAAAUGGUUGGUCGGGCUGGUAGAGCCGGCGUUUGUGAUGCUGGUGAAAGUAUAAUAAUAUGCGGGCCUCGGGAAUGGCCGCAAUUAAAGAACGUAUUUUCUAGCGGUCUUCCUCCCGUGACCAGUCAAUUAAGGCCCAAUAUCGCAAGCCUUCUUAUCAGUGCGAUUGCGUUAAACUUAGCUAAUGAUGUGAGAGGGUUGAAAGAAUUUCUGGGAUGUACUUUAUUGGCUAAAACUGAGCUAAGCCUCAAUAUAGAGGAACUAUGCGAAGAAAAUCUAAUAGCGUUAUUAAAGAGUGGUGCUUUGGAAUUUGUCGGUAAAACAGGACAAAUGACGGAUCUGAUUAAUACCGACUUAAAACUAAUUGUUAGCAAACUAGGACAGGCGGCGAUAAAAAGUUGUCUAGAACUGGAAAUAGCUCGGCAGUUACUCGAAGACAUACAUCAGGCGUCUCAAAGCUUAGUGCUACUUGGGAGCCUCCAUCUACUCUACCUAGUAACCGGUGAUACAGUAGUGCGGCCAGACUACCGGCACUACUACUCGCUGUAUUGUAGUUUUGAUGAAGAAGCAUCGCAAACUGCAAGGGUUUUGGGUAUAACAGAACGAUAUGCCGUUCGCAUGAUUACAGGAAAACCUAUAACGAAUAUUCCUGAGAGAGUCCUACAUCGUUUCUAUAUAGCUCUGAUGCUUCGGGACCUUUGGAGACUUACUCCAGUCGCGGACGUAGCCGACAAAUAUGGGGUAUCCCGUGGGCUAGUACAAGCUGCACUCACAUCGGCGUGCGCAUUCGCAAGUAGUGCGGAACGUCUUUGCGGCGAGUUGUCGCCACUAUGGCCCUAUAAAGCCCUGUUCCACGAUCUUGCGGUGCGCCUGCGCACUUGUAGUAUGCCGGAGCUGGAACAAUUGAUGGAGCUGCCCGCCGUUAGGAAGGCUCGUGCGAUGCAAUUAUACCGCGCGGGAUUUCGUCGCGUCGAAGAAGUUGCGCGUGCGUCAGAGGAAAGCUUAUCUUCGGCUGUUCAACAUCUCUCGCGGACUGCAGCACAGCAUCUCAUCAGCGCUGCAAGGAUGAUGUUAAUAGAAAAGGUGGAGAACCUAAGAGCAGAUGCAGAAGAAGUAAUGGAAGAGUUAAAGAUGUGA